This is a messenger RNA of Brugia pahangi, 369 nucleotides long. Lineage: Eukaryota; Metazoa; Nematoda; Chromadorea; Rhabditida; Onchocercidae. The record is from the annotation of a GenBank genome assembly.
AUGUUGAACUUGGUGAAUAUAUUGAUGUGUCAGAAGAGUAGAAUUGAAUCACGAGGAUCUCCGCUUUGCUCUACCAUAGUGGUCAGUAGCGAUACCGAUGAUAUCGAUUCGGAUUCGAAGCAAAUAUCGUUUGUUCAAGUAUCGUUUCCCUGUGAGGAAACAAUUUGUUUGGAAGUAAAAAUUACGAUGGUUAACAGUGGUAAACAAAAUUGGAGUCACAAACAAAUGAGUAUCAGUGAUCACUUACUCCAUGUAAAAGGUGUUCUGCAUUUAUUGCGAGUUCGUUCUUCAGUCAAGAAGUUUAUCCCUUCCUGGAAAUUUUAUAUGCGACUGGUGCAGCGUUCAAUCCAGGCACAUUAUUAUUGUUGA